Molecule: messenger RNA, 189 nt
Organism: Exserohilum turcica Et28A
Lineage: Eukaryota; Fungi; Ascomycota; Dothideomycetes; Pleosporales; Pleosporaceae
Exons: 2
Biological process (GO): protein secretion; intracellular transport
Source: RefSeq, a predicted model, not a curated record
GUCCUCGUCAUCCUGCUCGUCAUCUGCACGUCGACAUACGCGCACUCGGUGUUCCCCGGCAUCAUCGACCGCAACAAGGACAACUGGAUUGUGUCGCCGCUGUGGAAAGCGGCGCGCGUGGGCGAGCGACUGAGUCCGUAUGUGAGUAUUGCGUGUGUGGUUAUGGCGGCACUCGAGUUUAUGGGGUAA